Molecule: messenger RNA, 1765 nt
Organism: Ooceraea biroi (clonal raider ant)
Lineage: Eukaryota; Metazoa; Arthropoda; Insecta; Hymenoptera; Formicidae
Product: RNA-binding protein NOB1
Biological process (GO): maturation of SSU-rRNA; ribosomal small subunit biogenesis
Cellular component (GO): preribosome, small subunit precursor
Molecular function (GO): RNA endonuclease activity
Source: RefSeq, a predicted model, not a curated record
UCUACUACCGUUUUAUUGGUCAAUACCUAGUGAGGUAUUCUUAUUAUAAAACAUUGCCAUAUUUUUCUUCAUCUCACUGAAGCAUUCCCAACCACGUGCAAUCAUGGAUAAUAAGAGUAAAGUACAAUAUCUUAUUGUUGAUACAAGCGCUUUUAUAAAGAACGCUCCUUUACAGGAUAUUGGUGUUAACAUUUUAACUGAACAAGCUGUUGUUGAUGAAAUCACAAACAAGAGACAGCUAAGAAGAUUGGUUGUAUUACCAUAUGAUUUAAAAGUUCAAGAAACUUUUACUGAGAAUAUUAAGUUUGUGACUGAGUUUUCUAAGAAAACUGGUGAUUAUAUGAGCUUAUCUGCUACUGACAUUAAAGUGAUUGCUCUUACUUAUCAGUUAGAAAAAGAAAAAGUUGGAACAGAGCAUUUGAAGGAUGCUCCAACAAUACGAAACGUACUACCUACUACAGACAAACCGAGUGAAAAUGAUCCUAAACCACCAAGUGGGUUUUACAUGCCAAAAAAUAAGGAAAAAGAGCUACUGAAUGCAAAUAAUAAUAUUGAAUCUUCUCUAAAAGACACAGAAGAAAUAGAUGUUAAAGAAAAUAUUAAAGAAAAUGUCGCGCAAGUGGAAGACUCAACAAUAAAUAAUACAAGCGACACAGAAAAGAAACAAUCUGUUCUCAAUGCAUCUGAUGUAGCAAACACAUCUUUGGAGGAAACGGAAUCAGAUUAUGAAACAGCAGAUUCAGAUAUAGAAGAGAGUAACGAGCAAGAGAGGGAUUUAUUAGAGAAAUUUAUGAAGUGUACUUUCGACUCAGCAAAUUUGGAAAUUGAGGGUGAAAGCGAGGACAAGCAUGUUAUGGACGACAUUCUUACUCCAGUUGAUGCAAUAUUACGUGAAAAUGGAAGUGACGCGGAAUCGACUGAGAACGAAGACGACGAAACCGAUGAAGAUGAUGAUGAUGACGACGACAAUGAGAACGGUUGGAUUACACCAGGAAAUCUCACCAACAUAAAAAACCAAAUGAAUUUGGAGAUUCUCGAAGAAAAAACUGCAACCGUCGCAUGCCUAACGAUGGACUUUGCAAUGCAGAAUGUACUAAUGCAAAUGGGAUUGAAUGUGGUUUCGCUGGAUGGCAGAAUAAUCAAGCAAAUGCGAACCUUCAUCUUUAGAUGUUACGCUUGUUUCAAGACUACCAGUGUCAUGACGAAGAUUUUCUGUCCACAUUGUGGCAAUAAGACGUUGAAGAAAGUGGAAAUCACGUUAGAUGAGAAUGGACAGCAACAGGCUCACAUAAAUUUCCGCAGACCUCUGUCAGCCAAAGGGAAGAAGUUCUCGUUACCACACCCGAAAGGUGGAAAACAUGCUAACAAUCCUAUCCUGUGUGAGGACCAACCAGUGCCGGAGCAGCGUCCGUCGCGUUUGGCGCGUAUGAAAAAUGAUCCACUCGGUGAAGAUUACAUAGCUGGUUAUUCUCCAUUUAUUAUGCGCGACAUAAACUCGAGAUCGGCUAUGCUGGGCAAAACUGCCAAAUAUUGGAUGAGAAAAAACCCUAACGAAUCUAGAAGGAAACGAAAAUAAAAAUAAUUUAUUGCCAAGUGUACAUCGUGAUAUUAGAAGUAUCUUUAUUUUAAAUUAAUAUUGAUAUAUUAUAUAAGUAUAUUUACAUUUAAGGGAUAUGCACUAUAGUAUAUUUUCCAAGCUAAAUAGACAAAUUAGAACUUUGGUUCAUUGUACGACUUAUUAUGUGUAAAUAUGUAGAACAUCAAA